CCCUCCGACAAAUCCAUCCUCUCCACAUUCUCAGUCAAAAACUCCUUUCCCCGGACAAAUUUUCUCUCUCACGCAUAAACACGCACUUCUCUCUGAUUAUCACCGCCAAUGAGAAGGCAUGGACAUCGGUACCAUCAUCUUCUCAAGCAAUCGAAUGGAGGAGUUAAGGGGAUGUUUGGCAAGCUGGCAAUCGCGGCUGUUGUACUAGUCAUCUGUAUGGUGUCGCUUGUUUCCACUUUGAAGAGUUCGAGUUCUUCUCCUUCGCGAUCGGAGAUUAAUGUAGAUACUCUCUGGGAAAAUGCUCCCUCUGGUGGUUGGAGAGCAUCAUCUGCCCCACGUUCUGAUUGGCCCACUCCUCCUAAACAAACCAAUGGUUAUUUGCGUGUUAGGUGCAAUGGCGGUCUGAAUCAGCAAAGAAGUGCGAUUUGUAAUGCUGUUCUUGCUGCGCGGAUAAUGAAUGCUACUCUAGUGCUGCCAGAGUUGGAUGCAAACUCAUUUUGGCAUGAUGACAGUGGUUUCCAAGGAAUCUAUGAUGUUGAGCACUUCAUCAAGACAUUGAAGUAUGAUGUCAAUAUUGUGGAAAAAAUUCCUGAAAUCUCGAAAAAUGGGAAAAUGAGGAAGCUGAAAGCUUUUAAGCUUGAGCCUCCUCGAGAUGCUCCUAGCAGUUGGUAUACAUCCAAAGCGUUGGAGAAGAUGAAGGAACAUGGUGCUAUUUAUCUUACUCCAUUUUCCCAUCGUUUGGCAGAAGAAAUUGACAACCCUGAGUACCAAAGGUUGAGGUGCCGGGUUAACUAUCAUGCCCUUAGAUUUAAGCCGCAUAUUAUGGAAUUGAGCAAAUCAAUAGUAGACAGACUUCGUGCACAAGGUCACUUCAUGGCUAUUCAUCUUCGUUUUGAGAUGGAUAUGCUGGCAUUUGCUGGGUGCUAUGAUAUUUUUACACCUAAAGAACAAGAAAUUUUAAAGAAGUAUCGAAAGGAAAACUUUGCAGAGAAGAAACUUAUAUAUGAACAAAGAAGGGCUAUUGGUAAAUGUCCCCUGACACCAGAAGAGGUGGGUCUCAUCCUACGUGCAAUGGGGUUCAAUAAUACCACUAGAAUAUACAUUGCAUCUGGUGAACUUUUUGGUGGUGAACGAUUCAUGGGACCUUUCCAGUCCAUGUUCCCUCGCCUUGAGAAUCAUAGUACAAUAGACACUACUGGUGAGCUAGCUAAGAACACAAUGGGAUUGGUGGGUUCUGCUGUGGAUUACAUGGUCUGUCUACUUGCUGAUAUUUUUAUGCCAACAUAUGAUGGACCGAGCAACUUUGCCAAUAAUCUCAUGGGCCACCGACUCUACUAUAAUUUUCGCACUACAAUUUGGCCUGACCGAAAGGCUCUUACUCCUGUGUUCAUUGCUCGGGAAAAUGGGCAUACAGCAGGUUUUGAGGAAGCGAUUAGGCGUGUGAUGCUAAAUACUAACUUUGGUGGACCUCACAAGCGGAUAUCACCUGAGUCUUUCUAUACCAAUUCCUGGCCUGAAUGUUUCUGUCAAACACCGGCACAGAAUCCUGCGGAUGGAUGCCCGCCAAAAAAUAUUUCAGAUAUCUUGGAGAGUCGGUUGCAGGGUAGCGGAGUUACUGAUGAUGGAUUUGUCGGGUCAGAUGUGGCUUCUGUAACUGAUAAGUAGGAAUUUGAGUUUAACUAAAAGGAUUAUUCCACGAAAUUUUAAGUGAUGCAAACCUCCAAUGCCAAACUUGUGACAUGAUAGAUUGACAAACUUUACAGUUCACAUCGUCGUCCUUGUGUUACCAGUCUAGAGAUGAAAUUUUCAAGCAAUUGGAUUUCCGAUAGAGGGAGAGUUUUGAACAUAAGAGGUAUAAUUAGUAAUGCAUUUGAAGAACGUACAGUAGAUAUAAUCAGGUAUUGUAGCAAUUUAUUUGUUUAUAGUGCCAUUGUUUCUUCCCACAAAAAUUUACUGUACACAUUCUUAUUGCUUGAACAAAACCGGACGAGGCUAACUUGUUGCCGUUGCUUAAAAAGGUGUCUUACCUUUUCGGGGUAGCA
This is a messenger RNA of Coffea eugenioides, 2042 nucleotides long. Its product is annotated as O-fucosyltransferase 1. The coding region runs from base 109 to 1665 and encodes 518 amino acids. The record is from RefSeq and is a predicted model, not a curated record. Gene Ontology annotation, cellular component: trans-Golgi network; endosome; cytoplasm. The transcript has 10 exons. Lineage: Eukaryota; Viridiplantae; Streptophyta; Magnoliopsida; Gentianales; Rubiaceae.